AUGCGUCUAUCCCUAGUCACUCUUUUGGCCCUUGUCUCCGCCCCGACCGCCCUCGCUGGCAGCUCUUGCAUCGCCUUUGAUACCGCAUGGAAUCUUUUAGCUUUUGGAUUCAACGGAAAGGAUUACAACGCUGGCACCUCUAACACUUGGGCGUCUGGCUCCGCGACUGAUAUUACUACCAACGGCCGACCGCCUUUCAAUGGCAACGACGUGAAAUGUUACCUUGCAGAGUUCUUUAAUGCCAUUUACAUUAUCGGCGCGGAUACCUCGAAACCUGCUGACAUCUACAUCUACGAUGCUGGUGCUAAGACGUGGUCCACUCAAUCCGUCACUGCGGGAGACUUCGACCCAACGUCCUUCCAAGCCAUCCUUGACCAUGACACCAACGUCUUCUAUGCUCUCUCGAAGGGCAAUUUAUUCUCCCUCGAGAUGAAUGAGCUUAAAGCUGCCAAGUCCGGCUCUAUCGCGUGGGCUCCUCAGGGCAAAGCUGAAAUCACCACUGACAACUACGAUCCCGUCAUGGCUGUCGCACAGAACCAUGUAUUCUUCUUUGGAGUUCCUGGGACUCCUGCAGGGAGCACGCCCAUCUUUGUCAUUCACUUCGCGUUCUGGCAAGCCGGUGCUCAGCCAAUGGGAGGCAACUUCCCGGACAGCCAUGGCCAAGCUACCUCCAUCUUCCUGGACGUUGGGGUUCAGCAAGAGAUCGCGUUUAUCCCUGACGAUGGCUCCAAGACCUACAUUGUCAAUGUCGAGACCAACACCACGCAAACUAUGUCUGGACCAGCGACUGUUGAUGCCAAAGCGAGGUACUUUGCGUCACCCACUGCUAUCGUUCAACUGGCAUCCUCUGGCGCUGUUUCGUGGAUUCCGUACAAGGCUGGUGACAACUCGGCCAACUCCGGUGCCAAAUGGAGUGCAGUGAGCAAUCUUGCUGCUGUCGCGCCGUCCAGUGGUGGGGGUUCAGCUCCUUCCGGCUCUGCCCCAAGUCAGUCUUCCAAAACGGCUGGUUCUGGUGGGAGUGCAGCUCCUUCUGGAAGCAAAACUGCUGGUGGGAGUGGUCCGUCAGGAUCAGCCAGCGGUGCCAUUCGUCAUGCGGGUUGGGGUGCAGGAUCUGUGCUUGGGCUUGUAGCAGUAGCAUUCUUUUUACUCUAG
Messenger RNA from Mycena indigotica, 1152 nucleotides. RefSeq lists its product as uncharacterized. The transcript is spliced from 8 exons. NCBI's taxonomy places the organism in Eukaryota, Fungi, Basidiomycota, Agaricomycetes, Agaricales, Mycenaceae. The record is from RefSeq and is a predicted model, not a curated record. The coding region runs from base 1 to 1152 and encodes 383 amino acids.